CUCCUUCUCUCAUUCUCCUCUCGCUUCUCCAUCUCCUCUCUCUAAUUCUCCUUCAGAUCAGAGAGCCCAAAACUCAGUUUAAUUAGUUCCUAAGUCAUAUAACAAAAUGUUGCAUCAAGAUCUUUGGAGCAUCAAUGCUCCAACUUCAAUCAGGCCAUCAAAAUCUGCCCCUUGCUCUCCAAUCAAACCAAUGCCAAUGCCUCGAUCAUCGUCUGAAUCCUUUCAUGUGGCCUUCAAAGUCCCCGUUGGUGACACCCCCUAUGUCAGGGCAAAAAGAGUUCAGUUGGUUGAUAAGGAUCCAGAGAGAGCAAUUGCUCUGUUUUGGGCCGCAAUCAAUGCUGGAGACAGAGUUGACAGUGCUCUCAAAGACAUGGCCAUUGUUAUGAAGCAACAGAAUAGAGCUGAAGAAGCCAUUGAAGCUAUCAAAUCCUUGAGACAUCGAUGUACCGAUCAAGCACAAGAAUCAUUAGACAACAUUCUUCUAGAUCUCUACAAGAGAUGUGGGAGGUUGGAUGAUCAAAUAGGACUAUUGAGGCGUAAAUUGCAGUUGAUUCAACAAGGCCUUGCUUUCAAUGGGAAGAGAACCAAGACCGCUAGGUCUCAAGGGAAAAAGUUUCAAGUCUCGGUGGAACAAGAAGCAACAAGAUUACUUGGGAAUUUGGGCUGGGCUUUAAUGCAAAAAGAGAAUUACAAAGAAGCAGAGGAGGCUUACAGAAGAGCUCUCAUCAUAGGACCAGACAACAACAAGAUGUGCAAUCUGGGAAUUUGUUUGAUGAAACAAGGGAGAAUCAAUGAAGCCAAAGAGACCCUCAGACAAGUGAAAUCAGCUAGCAUCAAUGGGCUCAGAGGCACAGAUUCUCACCUCAAAGCUUACGAGAGAGCCCAAGAGAUGCUCAGAGAUCUUGAGUCCAAGGUUUUAGGAAACAAUCAGAGCUGGCUCUUUGAUGCAUUCAUUGGUUCUUCAUUGAUAUGGAAGCCUCAGCCUUGUACUGAAUUCCCUAUGAAUCGAAACGCUGAAAAUGAUAAGUUUGCUAAUGAGAACGUUGUUGGUAUCGGUAGGAGCAAUUCUCUCAACAUUGAUGCACCUCCAUUCUAUUCUUCAAGAAUGCUGAAGGAUUGUAAUGAUCCAAUGGGGAACUUGAAGAGGACAAGAUCGGGGAAUAUUUUUGCAGAGAAAUGGAGCAAACAAGGGGAGAUUGUUGUGAACAAGAGGAGAUCUCUUUCAUUUGAGGAAGGAAGGGAGAAAUGGCCCGAGUUGCCCGAUACUAACGCUUUCGACGAGGCAAUAAUGGCAGCGGUCUUGGCGCCGGUUCUUGAAGAUGAGAGCUUCGAUAGGAGGAGGGAUCAGAGUUUGGUAAUGGAUGGAGGGCAAAUAGGGAAGAGGCUGAGGGUUUUUGAGGACAUCACUCUUGCAAUGAAUAACUCUCCAAAGGCAAAGGACAUUAUUACUCUUGCAAUGAACAAUUCUCCGAAGGCAAAGAUCUUGGUCUGAUGAUGAAUGGUGGUGGUUGUUAUUAUGACUUUUUUCAGUUUGAGUUGUUGGGUUAGUAGUAAUAGAAGUAGGAGGAGAAGAAGAAGAAGGAAGGAGAUGAACUUUUUCUCCUUGUUUUCUUUUAUUUAUUUUAAGUGAUUAUUCUUAAGGGAGGAGAGAGGGGUACGAUGGUAUUUUGUUUUGUUAAUUUAAUUUGUAGAGGGGAGAGGGAUGAUGGUAUUUGUAGAGGGGAGAGAGCUCUCUGACUGAACAAGCCACAGAGUAUGGGAUUUGUUAACACAACUGCUAAUAAUGUUAUUAAAUUAAUUCACUUUCUCAUAUUUCA
Messenger RNA from Asparagus officinalis (garden asparagus), 1817 nucleotides. RefSeq names its product protein POLLENLESS 3-LIKE 2. The record is from RefSeq and is a predicted model, not a curated record. Bases 107 to 1492 code for a protein of 461 amino acids. NCBI's taxonomy places the organism in Eukaryota, Viridiplantae, Streptophyta, Magnoliopsida, Asparagales, Asparagaceae. Gene Ontology annotation, molecular function: protein binding. The transcript has 4 exons.